Molecule: messenger RNA, 1251 nt
Organism: Huiozyma naganishii CBS 8797
Lineage: Eukaryota; Fungi; Ascomycota; Saccharomycetes; Saccharomycetales; Saccharomycetaceae
Gene: BUD22
Product: Bud22p
Exons: 1
Coding region: 1-1251 (416 amino acids)
Biological process (GO): maturation of SSU-rRNA
Cellular component (GO): 90S preribosome; nucleus
Source: RefSeq, a predicted model, not a curated record
AUGGCUAGGGAGAAUCUGACGUUGAAGUUGGACCACCUGGAGUACCGGUACCACCACGCCGCGGGCACUUUGGGUGAAUUCCGGCCGCGGUUGGCGCAGACGGGCAAGUUUUUCACUGCGAAGGGCAAGAGGACGUCGAGACGAGUCUCUGAGCUGUUGGGCGGCGACGCUGAGGAGCUUCUGCGGGAAUUGGAUGCGUUGCGGCUGCAAAUUUUUGAGAACAAGGUGUACUCGCUGGAGAAACACCUGCGAGUGCACCUGCUGAAGAAAACCCGGCAGAUGAGUGAGAGUGCGAAAGUUGUAACUCCUGCUGGUGGUUUGAAGAUGGACGAGUUCGUCCCGCUGGUGGUGAAGGCUAAGGCGAUCAAAGUGGCGACGGGGAAAGUCGGGAAGGGUGUGCCCUGGGCGCAGGAUCACGAGUACUUCGCGGCGUUGAGGGAGAAGACGCACGUGUACAACCCUGGCCGGGUUUGGAACGAGGUUGUUUGCCCGAUGGACGGCGGUGUGAAGUUGCACGGUGUGCUGUUCAACGACAAGAGGGUGAAGAGCAUACUUGAGACGUUUGACAAUGGGAUGGAUCUGUUUUUGAAUAACCGGAGGGAGAGAACCGCGAGGGACGGCGACAAACCCGAGAGCGAGGCUGAAGUGGACGACGACGACUCAGAGGGGAGUACCAGCGAGGAGGAGGAGGGGGAGGAGGAACCAGUGGAGCACACAGAAGAACAAUUGGAGAAGUACGCGGACAUGCUCGUUGGCACAGACGACGAGUCCGACGAGUCCUCCUCUGAGGAGGAGAGUUCUGGACAGAAGCGGAAACUGCCCGAGCUGAUGGCCGGCUACUACAGCGGGGAGGAGGACGAUUCUGCGGAGGAGGACCUAGUUGCUCGGCAACAGUUGUCGAACAAACCUGAGCGGAAGAACCGGCGUGGGCAGCGUGCGAGACGUAAGAUCUGGGAGCAGAAGUACGGGACACAGGCGGCACACGUGCAGCGGGAGUAUGCUAAGCAGCGGGAGGAGCGCGAGAAGCGGCAGGCCGAGUACGAGCAGCGGGUGGCGAAACGUGAGGCGAGAACGAACGCUAACUUGACAGCGCUUGGGGAGAGGCGGCCUCGUGACGCAGCGGGCGGCGAUGCAGCGGGCGGUGCACCUGUUGCUCGUGCGGAGGAUCACCCAUCGUGGGUCGCGAAGAAACUCGCUGAAGAGAAACUGAAGAACGCCAAGUUCUCCGGGAAGAAGAUCAAGUUCGACUGA